AUGGGUUUUAUGGAGUUAUACCUAGAGAUUGACCCAGUCACUUUAAACCUGAUUAUUCUCAUUGCCAGCUACGUGAUACUGCUUCUGGUCUUCCUGAUCUCCUGUGUGCUCUACGACUGCCGAGGCAAAGACCCCUCUAAGGAGUAUGAUCCGGAGCCUCCAGCUCCACAGCAGCAGCCUUCCAACCAGCUUGUGGCGAACUCUCCACCAUCUGGACAGUUUAACGAGCAAAACAACACCGGUGUCAACAGCUAUGUGCCACCCACCCCUGAUACACGUGAGAAAAGGAGCACACUGGUAUAAAUAGCCAUCAGUUCUCUCGGCUAGGAAAAAAAACUGAGUUAAUUUCUUUUCUUUUAAUUUUCCAAACUAUCAAUAAUUCCACCACAAGCAAGCUUAGAAGAGGACCAUCUAUAAUCCAGGCCACACAACAAGAAUGCUUACAGAUUCUAGAAAUGGGGUCAGCACAGCUUCUGAGCCCAGAGACGGCAAUCAUCUGAGAAAAAUCCUAAAGAGAAGAUGUGGCCAGUGACCUGCACCCUGUUGCUGUCUAUGCAUAUAAUAUGAACAAAUAAUAAAUAAA
Molecule: messenger RNA, 583 nt
Organism: Hemibagrus wyckioides
Lineage: Eukaryota; Metazoa; Chordata; Actinopteri; Siluriformes; Bagridae
Gene: smim36
Product: small integral membrane protein 36
Exons: 2
Coding region: 1-303 (100 amino acids)
Source: RefSeq, a predicted model, not a curated record